GCCGCGCCCUCCCGAGGCCGGCGCCGCGGCGGGCGCGCCGCGCGGCGGUGCGGACGGCGCGGCCGCCUGCCUGGCGGGGCCCGCGAGGCGAUUGGCGCGCGAGCUGUUGGCGGCACAGGAGCUGCUUGGCUCUAUCACUCCUCCGCCUCCUGCGACGUCCUGGAGAAGCUCGCUGCGGACGUCCCUGGUCGCCACGCUGCGACGGCGGUUGGCCUGGCGAAUGCCCACCAGGAGGCUUUGCUGUCCGCGCUGCGCUCGCUCAAGGCCACCAGCGCAGGUGCAGUGGCCGCACCAUUGGCUGCCGCCGCCGGCAGCAGCCCACUGCGCGUGGCUGCUGCGGAGCUGCUAGAGGAGCUGGUGGGCUGCGAGCGUUCGCCCUCGCUGGCACCGCCGGCGCCUGCGGACCUGCUCGGAGCCAGUGGGAGUCGCGGCAGGCUCCCUGGCGCAGCCACGCCAGCCGCCGACUUGCGGCAGCAUGGUACCUGGUGGACGCCAGCUGGGCAGCCUGGGUCGGCAGCGCCCUGGGUCGGCGCCAGGAGCUGCCCCAGGCCACCGUUCGCAGCCUUCCCGCCCGCCUCGUUGCCAUCGCCAUCCUCGAGUGUGGCAAGCGGCCUCCCUGCCAGAGCGUUGUUUACAGGCACGCCGCGCGCACCACCGGGUGAGGCGGCGGCAGCGGCGCCGCCGCCGCCGCCAGUUGUGCCUGGUGCCCCGUGCACUCGUGGGCUGACGGCUGCGUGUCCGGCUCCGCCAGCGGCGGGAGCAUUGCCGCCGCUGCCAGAGCUGGGUAAUCUGCUGGCCGGCCCGGGCCCCUGGGCGCUUUUCAGGCCGUACGACCCGCCGCCGUCGUGAGGCGCCCCGCCACCGUGCGCCAGGCUGCAGAGAGAGAGGAGGGUGCGAGGAUGCUGAAGGGAGGCGAACAAAAAGGCGCGGGAGCCAGCACUCUCGAAGAGAUAAGCGGCUCGGGAAAUGAGCGUUGCCUUGCAGUGUGCCACAGGUUGAGAUCUAGGCUUGAUUGAUGGCUGGAAGUCGAUGGAGGCAACCGUGUUCAUGUGCAGGUGUGGCGUAUCAGCUGACCGCGCCAGUCGGUGUGCCAAGCAUGCCGCGCACAGCGCGAAAGCUGGCUCGGGUCCCCAGAACGAGGGUGCACUGUAGCGAAGUCGCUGGACUUUGCCUGCUGUGUUGUGGAGUAGACAGCUAUUUGCCCACCUUGCGUAGAGAAUCAGUCGAACGGGCUCAUUCACGCACGAUGGCGAAGUGCCAACAAGAGGCUGAGUGGCUGGGCUGGGCUGGGCUUGGUGUGCCUGUAGCAUCUGUCGGGGGCCGCUAUCGAAACGA
Molecule: messenger RNA, 1335 nt
Organism: Prorocentrum cordatum
Lineage: Eukaryota; Dinophyceae; Prorocentrales; Prorocentraceae
Source: the annotation of a GenBank genome assembly